AUGCCCAAGCCGCGGCAAAGACAAAUCAACCCCAUCCAGGCGGCAGUGGAGCGAUGGACGGCCACCCUCGACGCUGAGGGCUCUGACAAGUCGCAAGCAUGGCGCGAGUCUCUUGUCAACGGUGCCCCCAAGCGCUUCACGAUCUACGAGCCCAUGGCGCUGCUGCCGUCCGGCAGCUUCACUACCCCGCCCUGGGCCGUGGAGCUGGCGCGCCAGGAUGGUGACACGCUGGAACGCCUCUGGAGGCUCAUCCUGGAGGAACUGUCCAAGAACGCCAAAGCCACGCUAACGAACCUCGCGGUCAACGAGGGCAUCCCGCUGCAAAGCGAAGGCGGCGACGCCGAGAACGUGCUGCGCAGCCCGAGCGGGCUGAAGAUACUGUUUGGGGACUUUGGCCCUGCACAGCCGGCGCACGAUCCGCCGUCGGCCGCGGACUUUGACGCCGCCUUCUGGGUCUCGACGAAGCAGAACGGCAUCUACCAGACGUGGGCGCCGCGAUGGACCAUGUUCAGCCGCGGCAACGUUAAGGAGAAGGCCCGGCUGCUCGAGUUUCCGCGUGCCAAGGCGGACGGCGACGACGUCUGGGCGCUGGACCUGUACGCGGGCAUUGGGUACUUUGUCCUCUGCUACGCGGCGCUGGGCAUGCGCGUCAUGUGCUGGGAGAUCAAUCCGUGGAGCGUCGAGGGCUUGCGGCGCGGCGCGCGGGCCAACGGACGGAGCGUGAGGGUCGUGCAGGGCUCGGAGGACCUGGCGCGGCCGACGCUGGACUGGGUACGGUCCAGGCGCGGGGAGCUAGAUGUCAGUGGCGGUGACGACUACGAAGACAUUGUCGUGUUCCUGGAGAGCAACGAAUACGCCGCGAGGAGAGUCGCUGAGGUGCAGGAAGCGGCUGCGGUGCGGGAGGUACGGCAUAUAAACUGCGGUUACCUGCCGUCCAGUGAGCCGACAUGGCGGCCGGCAUGGGAGAUGGCGCGUUGGAGCCGCGAGACGUGGCUUCAUCUGCACGAGAACGUCGGUGCCGCAGACACGGAGGCGAGGCGGGAGGAGAUUCAGCGGCGCUUCGUGGAUUGGAGCGAGACGGAGGGCCGCGACCGGUCGGCUGCUGUAGAGCACGUGGAACUGGUCAAGACGUUUGCGCCCGGUGUGUGGCACUGCGUCUUUGAUGUAUAUAUAAAGAGGAUCUAA
Molecule: messenger RNA, 1185 nt
Organism: Purpureocillium lilacinum
Lineage: Eukaryota; Fungi; Ascomycota; Sordariomycetes; Hypocreales; Ophiocordycipitaceae
Biological process (GO): tRNA methylation; wybutosine biosynthetic process
Cellular component (GO): cytoplasm
Molecular function (GO): tRNA methyltransferase activity; S-adenosylmethionine-dependent methyltransferase activity
Source: RefSeq, a predicted model, not a curated record